Messenger RNA from Colletotrichum tamarilloi, 771 nucleotides. RefSeq lists its product as uncharacterized. The transcript is spliced from 3 exons. NCBI's taxonomy places the organism in Eukaryota, Fungi, Ascomycota, Sordariomycetes, Glomerellales, Glomerellaceae. Bases 1 to 771 code for a protein of 256 amino acids. The record is from RefSeq and is a predicted model, not a curated record.
AUGGCUGGGAGUCACGACACCAUCGUGUUCCCUGGAGACUCGGAAUUUAGACAAAGUGCAGGCCAUUCAGCGACCGCUCUUAGUUCGGCGCGCUCAAUAUCGAUGGACUGCUCGUCUCCCGCAAUCUUGCCCAGCCUUACAGGCCGCAGGAAGUCGAGUCAGACUUUAUUUCGGCCAUCGAGGUAUUGCACAGCAAAAAUGAAGUGGGCAAUUAUGUACUGGCUCCUGCCUCUCGCCUGCAUGGCCCAAAUUCCCGUUGACCCGCUCCCUUACACACCCCUCGGGCCCAAUCCCACCCAGAAGGUGUUUCCCACCACGACCUGGUGCGCAACAGUAACGCCCACCGAGAUUCCUGGUGUAAAGCCCAACGUAACCCUCUCAUGUACAACAUACGCCCCGGAACCGACAGUAUUUGCUCGAUUCAACCGCAUCCCGAGGGCCCGAGGCCAGGCACGAUGCUGGUACGAUAGCUACGUCGACAGGAUCGAGAUCGAAAAGCGCACGCUGAACAACCAGGCCGAAAUUCUCAAGGGUGUCUACGAGUGCCAGGAUAGGUGUCAGCAGCCUCUCUCGAACGGCAAAGAGUGCAAGUAUGCCGUCUACGUCAAAGCAGGCCCUAGAUCGAAAGACCUUUGCUUGUUGGACAAUCUGGUUUACGAACCGUUAGCUGUUAAUUACCGUGGCCCGUUUGAUUCUUGGCUCUGCAUUGGCAGCGAGAAGAUGCUGCCCGAAAUUGAAGAUGCUCCAGAUACGAAUGAGGGGGAGAUAUAA